GAGGAAUGUGUAGAUUUAGGGGAUCAGAAAUAUUUAUCCCUACUGAAAUACCUGGUGUAAUUUUUCCUCGUAUGAUUAUAAUUCGAGCACCAAAUAACGAGGAUGCCUUCGGAAUGGCAACUUUUUUUUGGUAUAGCAACGAGAGACAAAAACUGGUCACUCCCGUUGUUGAUACGUUAAAGCGGAAAGAUAUGAUUAAUUGUGUUGUUCUACUCGCUGGACCUCUUCAAACUGGAAAAUCUGAGUUGGCAUAUCAAAUAUCCAAGAAACUUGGAAGUGAGGAUCUCUUUUUCCCAAUGAUUGAAUCAGAUGAAUACCUAGUGGCUGAGCUAGAGGAGAUCUUGAAGGAUACUAUUCGCCGAGCUGUCAGUCUAAAGAUGAGAAAAACCAAGAAGGUGUACGAAGGAGAGGUCGUUGAAAUCUCAUCAAAAGCAACUGGGAGUAGCAGUGGUAUCAAUUGGCAAACUACUUGUGACAUUGUGAUUGGUUUAAACACAGAUGCAAAGGAACAACAUGUCGAGCUCGGUGAACAACUUUCAAAAGCUAUUAUAAAAGAACAGGAUAUAACUAUUUACGAUCUCUAUAAGACUGAAAGACGAGGACAUAGUAUAUGUAAGCGAGUGAGAAAGGAAAUGUCGUCAGAAGAACCCGUAACCGAUGAUGCUAUAAACAAGGCUAUUGAAAGUUUAGUAAAAGAAAAAGUGGUAUAA
Messenger RNA from Papaver somniferum (opium poppy), 710 nucleotides. Its product is annotated as ruvB-like helicase 1. Bases 6 to 710 code for a protein of 234 amino acids. The record is from RefSeq and is a predicted model, not a curated record. Lineage: Eukaryota; Viridiplantae; Streptophyta; Magnoliopsida; Ranunculales; Papaveraceae. Gene Ontology annotation, biological process: box C/D snoRNP assembly; chromatin remodeling; regulation of transcription by RNA polymerase II. Gene Ontology annotation, cellular component: Ino80 complex; NuA4 histone acetyltransferase complex; R2TP complex. The transcript has 5 exons. Gene Ontology annotation, molecular function: DNA helicase activity; ATP binding.